This is a messenger RNA of Microsporum canis CBS 113480, 2070 nucleotides long. RefSeq names its product mitochondrial NADH dehydrogenase. Gene Ontology annotation, molecular function: NADH dehydrogenase activity; calcium ion binding. The record is from RefSeq and is a predicted model, not a curated record. Bases 1 to 2070 code for a protein of 689 amino acids. The transcript is spliced from 5 exons. Lineage: Eukaryota; Fungi; Ascomycota; Eurotiomycetes; Onygenales; Arthrodermataceae.
AUGUUAUCUCAUUCUAUACGCUCCCGUCUACCGGGAUGCGCCGCUUGCAGGAUCACGCAACGCUCUGGAUAUAGCACUGUCAGGGGUCUGCCAAAGGCGAUGCCUGUUCGCCAGUCUCUAUCUGUCUACCGACACUCCUUUGCGACCCAGAAGGCCUUCCGACGCUCCCGACUACCCUCUCCAAGAUUGCAAUGCCGCUCUCUAACCACCGAGGCGAGCCCUGCGCCCGAGACUUCAAAACGAGAACGUCGCGGCCGGAUACUGCGUUUUGGAUAUCGAGUAUUGGCGUUCAGUGGUGGUGUGAUGCUGUUCGGUGCAGGGCUCGUGGGUGCAUUCUUCGUAUACGAUGCAUCUACCUACCGCACCGACGCAGACAACGUCGACAUUCCAGUCUCGCAAAUCGCACUCAAUCCACGGCGAGGGGGCCCUAAGAACCUUCCCAUUGCCGAAGUCCUUGUUGACGACCAUGACUGUGAUAUAAAGGUGGAACAAAAAGACAAGCCGAAGCUUGUUAUACUCGGUACCGGAUGGGGGAGUGUUGCAUUGAUGAAGAGCUUGAACCCGGGAGACUAUCAUGUCACGGUCGUCUCUCCCGUAAACUACUUUCUCUUUACUCCAAUGCUGCCUUCAGCAACAGUUGGGACCCUCGGACUCAGCUCGUUGGUAGAACCUAUUAGGUUGGUUGUACGGAGGCUCCGUGGACACUUCCUUCGAGCAGAGGCAGUGGAUGUAGAUUUCGAUGAGAAACUCGUUGAGAUAUCUCAGGUUGACUGUGAUGGCAAUCGAAAUAACUUCUACCUGCCGUAUGACAAGCUAGUUAUUGGAGUUGGCUCUACAACCAACCAGCAUGGCGUUAAGGGGCUCGAACAUUGUAACUUUUUGAAAUCCAUUGACGAUGCUCGUCAGAUUAAAGCAAAAGUGCUACGGAACUUGGAGGUUGCUUGUCUUCCGACAACUAGCGACGAGGAACGAAAACGUCUUCUGUCCUUCGUUGUUUGUGGAGGCGGCCCGACUGGUGUUGAAUUCGCCGCUGAGCUGUUUGACAUGCUAAAUGAAGACCUGUUCCGAUCGUUCCCCAGGAUUCUCAGAAACGAAAUAUCUGUUCACCUUAUCCAGAGCAGGAGCCAUAUUCUUAACACUUAUGAUGAAACCCUAUCUCUCUACGCAGAGCGACGAUUUGCUCACGACCAAGUUAAUGUUCUUACGAACUCAAGGGUCAAAGAAGUUCAAUCCGACAAAAUCCUAUUCACCCAAAUGGAAGAUGGAAAGCCGGUUGUAAAGGAGAUUCCAAUGGGCUUCUGCCUGUGGUCAACAGGAGUCGCCCAAGCUGAACUCUGCCGAAAACUCUCUAAAAAGCUUGAAGGACAGAACAAUAGGCAUGCCCUAGAGACAGAUACCCAUCUUCGACUCCUCGGAGCUCCACGCGGAGAAGUAUACGCCAUUGGAGAUUGCUCUACAGUACAGAACAAUGUUGCCGAUCACAUCCUCUCCUUCUUACGUGAAAUUGCCUGGGAAAAAGGUCGAGACCCCCAGAAAAUCCAUCUCACCUUUGGUGAAUGGCGCGAUGUGGCCCAGCGUGUAAAAAAGCGCUUCCCACAAGCUUCAAACCAUCUGCGAAGACUAGACAAGCUUUUCGAGCAAUACGACAUUGAUCGUAGUGGCACCCUGGAUUUCCAUGAACUGCACGAACUUCUUGUCCAAAUUGAUUCAAAACUCACUUCCCUUCCUGCAACCGCCCAGCGAGCUAACCAACAAGGGCACUAUCUCGGCCGCAAGUUCAAUAAAAUUGCCCUUGCCGUGCCCGGCAUGCGAUCAAAGGAAGUCAACUUCGAAAGCCUUGAUGAAAGCGUUUACAGAGCUUUCGAAUACAAGCACCUUGGCAGUUUGGCAUACAUUGGUAACGCCGCUGUCUUUGAUAUCAAUGGCCUUAGCUUCGGAGGCGGUUUACUCGCCGUUUAUCUAUGGCGAAGUAUUUAUUUUGCUCAGAGCGUCAGCAUCAGAACUAGAGUCCUGAUGGCGAUGGAUUGGGCUAAGAGAGCUCUAUUUGGAAGAGACAUGAUGAAUUUCUAA